Molecule: messenger RNA, 1385 nt
Organism: Aphis gossypii (cotton aphid)
Lineage: Eukaryota; Metazoa; Arthropoda; Insecta; Hemiptera; Aphididae
Exons: 5
Coding region: 652-1233 (193 amino acids)
Source: RefSeq, a predicted model, not a curated record
UUUGAUAUUGUUAAUGCUCCUAAUCAACGAAUAUUUGAUGAUCACAAAAACUGUUCACCAUAUUUUUGUGAUAAAAAAUCAUCAAUACAACCAGCAAAUAAUUGUACAAUAAAAAAUCGGGAAAUUUCACGAGAAAUUGAAACAGUUGUGUCUCGUUUAUCAAAAAAUGCAAAGAGUUUACUAUUAUAUGUAGUUAACAAUACCUGUGAACAGUUUAACAGUGUCAUUAAUAAAUUCCUAGGAGGAAAGAAAAUUUAUUUUACCCAAAAAAUUCGUACAGUACACGUGUUUAUGCUGCUGUUAUUAGUUUUAAUUCCUCGCAAUAUUUAAGAACAGUAAAAAAAAAAUAUAACACAAAUAAGCCCAGGUAUUAUUUUUCUUUUAAUUUAAUGAUACAAGAAAAUGUUUACAAUCACAACGCUGCAGGUAUAUAAAUAAUUAAAAAUUUUAGAGGUUAUUGGAAAAAAAUUUUUAAAAAGGGUGUUAGAAAAAAAAUAUAAAUGUCAAAAAAAAAGAAAAGUUUUGUCAAAUAAAAAGCCGAACCUCAAACCUAAACGGUUAAAUUUUAGCAAGAAAGUUGAUGAAAAUUAUGGCAAUGCAGACAAUUUAGACAUUCUAAGAGACAUAAACUGUUCCGAAUUUGAAAAUGAAAUGAACCAAUUUGUCAAAAAACUAGGGGAAGUCGAUCGUUAUAAAAUUGAACGUGAGACUAGAGAUCAAGCGUGUAAUGAUAUUUGGAAACGUGAAAGGCUCUGCAGACUUACAGCUAGUAAUUUCGGUCGUAUUUGUAAGAUGCGUGCAAAUACUAGUUGUAAAAGUACUAUUUAUUCAAUUUUAUACUCUAGUUUUACCUCUAAGUCAAUUCAAUAUGGUAAAGAUAUGGAAGGGGUUGCUAAAAUAAAAUUUGAAGAAAUGUAUGCAGGAAUUCAGAUUAAACCUAGUGGUUUAUUUAUAGACGAAGAAUUUGCAUUCCUAGCUGCAAGUCCCGAUGGAAUUAUUGACGAAAAAACACUCGUAGAAAUUAAAGCUCCAUAUUCGGCGAAAAAUAGCCAAAGUGCAAUUGAGGCGGUUGAGAGUGGUAAAUUACCUUACUGUAAAAUAGAGAACGGCCAAUUAAAAAUGAACCAUAAUCAUAAUUACUUCAUAAAGUCCAAGGUCAAUUACAUAUUUCAAAAAAAGACAUUUGUUAUUUCAUUAUAUAUUUCACUCAAUGGAUUUCAGUUGAAAAAAUAAAAUAUGAAAAUGAUUUUUGGAUUAUGAGAAUGGUUGAUAAAUUAAAAUCGUGAGAAUAUAAAAUAUCUAUAAGUUCCUAAUCUAAUUUUAAUUAUGUAUUAUAUAACAUUUACAUUGUUUUACUAAGAUUUUAUUUGGACUGUCUACUCCCG